Molecule: messenger RNA, 2391 nt
Organism: Caretta caretta (loggerhead turtle)
Lineage: Eukaryota; Metazoa; Chordata; Testudines; Cheloniidae
Gene: GCKR
Product: glucokinase regulator
Biological process (GO): glucose homeostasis; carbohydrate derivative metabolic process; response to fructose
Cellular component (GO): nucleoplasm; cytosol
Molecular function (GO): enzyme inhibitor activity; carbohydrate binding; fructose-6-phosphate binding
Source: RefSeq, a predicted model, not a curated record
AUGCGUGGGACAAAGAAAUACAGGCAUGUUAUUGAGACGCCAGAUCCCGGCAAGUGGGAGCUGGCGGGGUACGAGGCAACCCUGCCCAUCAGUGAGAAGUCAAACCCCAUCACCAGGGAGCUGGAUAAGGCUGACCCUGUGCAGAUUGUCCAGCUUCUGAAGGAAUGUGAUGCAGAGAUAUUCCAGGAGGAGGACGAAGCUCUGCUCAACUAUACGAGACUGUACAGUGAGUCAGUGCUGAAGACCAUGAUUGACAUUAUCAAUAAAGUGCAGGAAGUCCUGAAGGACCCAGACAACACCCUUAUCGUGCUGAGCGGCGGGGGCACCUCAGGCAGGCUGGCCUUCCUUAUUGCCGUUUCCUUUAACAAGCUGCUGAAGGGUCUAGGUCAGCUGCCCCGUUACACGUACAUCAUUGCUGGGGGAGACAGAUCCCUAGUGGUGUCCCAGGAGGGACUGGAGGACUGCGCCCUGCUGGGGAUCGAGGAGCUGAGCAAGGUCUGUGAGGGGAAGAAAAAAGUAGUUUUCAUUGGAAUUUCAUGUGGUUUUUCUGCCCCUUUUGUGGCAGGACAGCUGGACUUUUGCAUGAAUAACCUGGACAUCUUCCUGCCAGUCCUGGUGGGAUUCAACCCCGUCAGCAUGGCCAGGAAUGAUAAGAUCGAGGGCUGGCACUCUACUUUCCGCCAGGUGGCUGAGCGGAUGCAGAAGCUGCAGGAGUCGCACAAAGCCUUUAUCCUCAAUCCUGCUGUGGGGCCUGAAGGCAUCAGUGGCUCCUCACGGAUGAAGGGUGGGAGUGCCACCAAGAUCCUGCUAGAGACAUUGUUGCUGGGAGCACACAAGACAGCCUCCAAGGACACUGACAUCUCAGAGAAGUGCCUCCUGGAAAUCCUGAGGACAUAUGAACGUGCUCACAAAGUCACCUAUGCCCAGAGCAAAAAGAUUGCUGCCUUGAUGAAGCAAGCAGGCACCAGCUUGCAGAAGAAGGCCUGUGUGUUCAUGGUGGGCUGGCACACGCUGGGCAUCAUUGCCAUCAUGGAUGGUGCUGAAUGCAUCCCAACGUUUGGGGCAGACUACAAUGACGUGCGGGGCUUUCUGAUUGGGGAUCGCAGUGAGAUGUUCAACAAGGAGGCAGAUCUGAUAAUGCAGGGCCCACAAUUUGCCUUCUCUCAGGAGGACUUUGUGAAGACGAUCCUUCCAUCACUGACAGAGCUUGAUACUGUUCUCUUCCUCUUCACACUGGAUGAUGACCUCACAGAGGUGGAGAAGCUUGUGGUUCAGGUGAAGGAGAAGACAUCAAAUGUCCAAGCACUUUCUCAUGCCACUGUUGGGCAGUACCUUCCGGCCUCCCUCAAGAAGCUGUUUCCUUGCAUCAUGAGCAUCAUGUGGCCCAUCCUGUUCCUGGAGUAUGAGGGGAAUUUUAUCCAGAAGUUCCAGAGGGAGCUCAGCACCAAGUGGAUCCUCAACACAGUCAGCACCGGGGCCCAUGUCCUCAAGGGCAAAAUUCUCCACAACUACAUGGUGGACCUGAGAAUCAGCAACUCCAAGCUCUUCUGGAGGGCGCUGUCCAUCCUGCAGCGGUUCACGGGGCACUCCCAGGCCAGGUGCCUGGAGGGCCUGCUGCAGACCAUAUAUGACGCUGAGGUGCUCUCAGAUGACAUUCGCAAUACAGAGAUCUCCAAACAUAUUGCAAUAGCAACGGAGAAGAAGAAGGUUGUCCCCACAGCCCUUCUGUGCCUGCUGCGGAACUGCUCAGUGCAGGAGGCUCAGCUGCGGCUUGACACCUCCCCAUCCAUCCGAGCAGCCAUUGAGUCCUCACUGAAUGCUCCGGGGCGCAAACGGGGUGCAGACAAAUCAGACUCCACAGGCAGGAGCAUGUAGGAGGCAGCACCCAUCCACUAAGGGGACUAUGUGGGGAGGGAAGGGCCUAGCAUCAUUAACUUCUGUACGGAUCCAGCAGUGUGGGCUGUCUUCCAGGCAGGGAGAGAAGCCAACUCCCUGAACAAGAGCAGCAGCUGGGAUCUGGUGAACACGAGCAGCACCUGCCUAGAUGGGAGGCCGAGUGCCAUGGGCUCUCCUGUUAGCUCCUGGUGGGAGGGGACAUUACCUGGAGGUGGGAGUCUUGUGUUCUCUAAGAGCCUGAAUUUCUUUGGAGGAUCAUGUGCUCCCCAGGGGUCUGGAUUGCUCUGGGUGAGCUAAUCUCUGAUGGAUGGGAUCGGGGGGGGGGUAUCAGUUUACCCUGGGGAAUCAGGGUGUGGGGUGCACUGUAAUCCUUUGAGCAGGUCAGCUGUUCUCUCUGUUCUGGGGAGGAGGAAGAGUCAUUCUGUGAUAUGAGCUCCUGAGGGAAGUUGUUCUGUAAUCCCCAGAGCAUGGGGUGGGUUGUACGUGUGGGGCUGG